GCGUCGACGGUGGCGACACUCGGAUGGCAUACUUGUCCUCGAAGCACAUGCCCUCUUGAAGUCCCUGGCUCGGAUCGCUCACACACGCUGGGGCCAAAGCAUCCGGCAGUUGUUGCUCGUAGACAACAUGGCCGUUGCAUUAGCAUUUGACCGUGGACGUUCCAAGAACUUCAAAAUGCUUCGCAUCAUUCGGAAGCUCGGGGCUCUGUGCUUAGCACGCAACAUUUUGCCUAGUGUGCGAUGGAUACCGUCUGAGUACAACUCUGCCGAUGAGCCGUCCCGCCUCGAGGAAGGUUCGACAUUUGGCGCCACCAGUGGUGCCUACACCGGCUGCGGUGAGGAAGCGGCGGCGCACACUCGAGGCACCCUCACUUCCCACAGCGAGUGCUUUGACCGGACGGAAACAGCCGAAGAGGAGCUUCGGUGUCAUUUGGGAUCCGUGUCCCGCGAUGUCUGGGGCGAUGGUGGCCGACUCGUUCUCCUACGAGAG
Messenger RNA from Symbiodinium sp. CCMP2592, 490 nucleotides. The record is from the annotation of a GenBank genome assembly. Lineage: Eukaryota; Dinophyceae; Suessiales; Symbiodiniaceae.